AUGUUGAUUUCAUACUCCCUCCGAGUCUCCCUCUUAGACAGAUGCCGUCCUCUGAACGCGAAAGAGCAAGCUGAAAGCAGCGACGUUGUGGUCCACGUCGACUCGCCUUCAGCGACAGUCACUUUAUGGAAGCCCACUGAUGGCAGUGCUGAACAGAAGCAAAUAUACGAUGAAACAGCUGUCAGCAUUGUGGAGAGCGUCAUGGAAGGGUAUAAUGGAACCAUUUUUGCGUAUGGCCAGACGGGCACGGGGAAGACGCACACGAUGGUGGGAUCCGAAACCUGCUACGUCGGCAAGGGCAUCAUUCCACGGUCCUUUGAACACAUUUUCAGCAAAGUCGGAUGCUCGUCGGGAAAGAGAUAUCUGGUGCAAGCGUCAUUCCUGGAAAUCUACAACGAGGAGAUUCGCGACUUGCUGGCGAAGAACCCAAAAGGCCGCUUGGAGCUGAAAGACCAUCCAGGGAGCGGCGUGUAUGUUAAAGGUCUCUCCAGCUUCGUGGUGAAGGGCGUUGAAGAACUGCAAGAAGCCAUGCUUGCAGGACAGAGAAACAGAAAGGUCGGGGCGACUCUGAUGAACGUCGUGUCCAGCAGAUCCCACUCGAUCUUCACGGUGACAAUUGAGUCUUGCGAAAUCGUCGACGGCCAGGAGAACCAAAUUCGCAUUGGAAAACUCAACCUCGUCGACCUUGCGGGGUCCGAAAGGCAAGCGAAGGCGGGGACGACCGGAAGCACUUUCAAAGAGGCGGCGAAAAUCAACUUGUCGCUGAGUGCGCUAGGGAAUGUGAUCUCUGCUCUCGUAGAGUCCCGGACGAGCUUCGUUCCUUAUCGCGACUCGAAACUGACAAGGCUUCUUCAGGACUCCCUAGGCGGCAACACACGAACGGCGAUGAUCGCCAAUAUCGGGCCUUCUGGCUCCAACUACGAAGAAACUUUGAGCACGCUCCGAUAUGCACACCGCGCCAAGAACAUCCGCAACAAACCGCGAAUCAACAGUGACCCCAAAGACGCGAUGAUCCGAGCCUUCCAAGAAGAAAUUGCGAAGCUGAAAGCCGAACUUGCAUAUGCUGCGACGUUGCCUCGUCAAGUCGAGAAAGUCAUCGAGGUAGAAAAACAGGUCGUGGUAGAGGUGGAGAAGGAAGUCGUGGUGCCAGUCGAGAAGGAAGUCCUCGUAGAGCGAGUCGUGGAGAAGGUCGUCCCUGGGCCUCCAGCAGAUGAAGACGUGCGUCGCCUCGAGCUGGCGCUUCAGGAAGAGAAGAGACUCAUGUAUGAAGACUUUGAACGGGAGAAAAAGCGCCAAGAAGAGCUCAUCGCGCGACUAAAGGCGAUGGAGGGGAAGAUCCUCGAAGGAAGUCAGGUGAUGCAACAUGCCGUUCAGCAGGAGCAAGAGCUCCGGCAAACGCAGCGCGAGUUGGCGGAACAGAGACAGAAAGAGCUGCAGAUGAAGCGGGAUCUCGAGAGGCAGCAACUGGAGCGCCUGACCCUGGAAGAGAAGUUUAAUUCUCGCGAGGAACAAAUCAGCUGUUUGACAGAAAAGCUGGAGAAACUGUGGAGAAGUUUUAAGACGGCGAUGGCGGAGAUCGAGGAUCUUCAACACGAGUUCCAGGCAGAGCGCGAAGACCUGUUAGACACAAUACGCGAGAUGACGAGGGAGGUGAAGCGUCAGGCUUCAAUCAUUGACCACUUCGUUCCGAAAGACUCUCUCCCUACCAUCGAAGAGCACCUGCACUGGGACGAGAACCUCGAGGACUGGAAGCUGGCGAAAGCCGAGUUGACGGGGAACGUCCUGAUUCGAAGAACGCCAGCAUUUGCGGCAUCUCUUGACAUACCUCAGGAGGCGUUGCUGUCUUCUGUUGACGAAGACUUUGAUGCCGUCACCUCCGAGAGAAUACAAGCCGCCCUUUGCACAGUGCUGGGGGCAGACGGCAGCGGAGGUCAAGGCGUUGCUGCCAGGCGACAAAACAUCUACCUCGAGUAUCCCUCUGAUCAAACCGCUCUGCAUAACCAUGCCUCAGCAGACCUAGAUAGCGGCGGCGCGGCAACAAGCGUGUGUGUCUCUUCUCCGGUAGCCGCUCAGCGGCAGACUUUAGAAGACGCGUCUCGCCUUCUGUGCACUGUGGAGAACCCAAUCUGA
Messenger RNA from Neospora caninum, 2130 nucleotides. RefSeq names its product kinesin-ii motor protein, related. Lineage: Eukaryota; Apicomplexa; Conoidasida; Eucoccidiorida; Sarcocystidae. Gene Ontology annotation, cellular component: spindle microtubule; nucleus. Gene Ontology annotation, biological process: mitotic spindle assembly; microtubule-based movement. Gene Ontology annotation, molecular function: plus-end-directed microtubule motor activity; ATP binding; microtubule binding. The coding region runs from base 1 to 2130 and encodes 709 amino acids. The record is from RefSeq and is a predicted model, not a curated record. The transcript has 17 exons.